GGAGCUGGAGAUGGAGGAGGGGCUAGAGGAGGGGCUGGAGGACUUUGGUCUCCUCCGCCCCUGACAUAAGAGGAGCAGGACGCGCCUAGGGACCGCAGUAGUAACAGCCUCGGAUCAGGAGACAGCCGCAGGUCCGCGGACAGCAGUGACGUCACAGCCACUGGAUGAAACUUCUCCGAGCUGCUCCUAUCAUUCGCUUUCUGAUCCCCAAACUACAACAAACCAUGAGCCGUUCUCUCAGCACCGGGGUUUUCCAGAACUCCCAGCCCCUCAACUACCGGGCAGGGGGUAGAGUGCAACCCGUGGACUCGGUGGGACAAGAACAAGCCUAUGAACCAUCCACAGGCCGGGUCAUUGCAACCUUUGCUUGCUCUGGAGAAAAAGAAGUAAAUGAAGCCAUUCAAAGUGCCAAGUCUGCUUUCAAAAUAUGGCGUCAGAAAUCGGGAAUGGAGCGAAGCCGCGUCUUGUUGGAGGCAGCGCGUAUUAUCAGGGAGCGCAGUGAAGAACUGGCCACCAUGGAGACCAUCAACAAUGGGAAAUCCGUCUUUGAAGCGAGAGUGGACAUUGAGGUUUCUUGGCAGACGCUGGAGUAUUAUGCUGGACUUGCAGGUAGCAUGGCUGGACAACAUGUGCAGCUCCCAGGAGGAUCGUUUGGUUACACAAGAAGGGAACCUCUCGGGGUCUGUGUAGGGAUUGGAGCCUGGAACUACCCCUUCCAGAUUGCCUGCUGGAAGUCCGGACCUGCCCUAGCAUGUGGCAAUGCUAUGGUGUACAAACCGUCUCCCUUCACUCCUAUCACGGUAGUUUUGCUUGCUGAGAUCUUCACGGAGGCCGGGGCCCCUCCAGGUCUCUUUAAUGUGGUCCAGGGGGCCGCAGCCACUGGGGAGUUCCUCUGUAAGCAUCCAGAGGUGGCCAAAAUAUCAUUCACUGGCAGCGUCCCCACCGGCUCAAAGAUCAUGGAAAUGGCUUCCAAAGGUAUUAAACCUGUGACCCUGGAGCUUGGAGGAAAGUCUCCUCUCAUUAUCUUCUCCGACUCUGACUUUGACAGCGCUGUGAAUGGUGCUCUGAUGGCCAACUUCCUCACCCAGGGACAAGUAUGUUGCAAUGGCACACGUGUCUUUGUUCAAAGGGACAUAUUGCAAAAGUUUACUGAGGAAGUGGUGAAGAAGGUGGCAAAAAUAAAAAUUGGGGACCCUCUUUUAGAAGACACCAGGAUGGGACCACUCAUUAACCGUCCUCAGCUGGAGAAAGUGCUCGCCUUUGUUAAAGGUGCAAAAGAACAAGGUGUCAAGGUGCUGAUCGGUGGUGAGCCAUACGUCCCAGCAGAUCCUAAACUGAAGUCCGGGUUUUUCAUGAGCCCUUGUGUAUUAGGAGAAUGCAGGGAUGAUAUGACCUGCGUCAAGGAAGAAAUUUUUGGUCCUGUGAUGUCCAUCCUGCCUUUUGAUACAGAGGAAGAAGUUCUGGAAAGAGCCAAUAACACAACAUACGGUUUGGCUGCUGGAGUCUUUAGCAGGGACAUCCAGCGCGCACAUAGAGUGGUGGCUGGUCUGCAGGCUGGGAUGUGUUUCAUCAACAAUUACAACGUGAGCCCCGUUGAACUGCCUUUUGGAGGGUACAAAAAGUCUGGCUUUGGACGUGAAAAUGGACAAGUUGCCAUUGAGUACUAUUCGCAGCUGAAGACGGUCUGCGUGGAGAUGGGAAAUGUCGAGUCAGUGUUUUAAAUGGGCGGCGUGUCCCCACAGCGUCGUUCUUGUUCGUAUUCUACAUCGAAUGAUAAAGAUGUUUUCUAUGGAAGGGUCUCGUCACACCACAUAUAUUUUUUCUAGUGUCAUAAUAAAAUUUGUAGACUGUGCUACCCAGCGUCUUAAUGAGGACUUCUCACGACUCCGACAUCUGUUCUCGAAAAUACUUUAUAUUACAG
Bufo bufo (common toad) is the source of this 1921-nucleotide messenger RNA. RefSeq names its product aldehyde dehydrogenase 9 family member A1 (gene ALDH9A1). The transcript has 12 exons. The record is from RefSeq and is a predicted model, not a curated record. NCBI's taxonomy places the organism in Eukaryota, Metazoa, Chordata, Amphibia, Anura, Bufonidae. Gene Ontology annotation, molecular function: aminobutyraldehyde dehydrogenase (NAD+) activity; 4-trimethylammoniobutyraldehyde dehydrogenase (NAD+) activity. Bases 165 to 1721 code for a protein of 518 amino acids.